AUUUAGGAUCAGGGUUGAAAUUGAUCACAGCGAUUUCGAUUUGCAUCAGGGAUACGGAAGAUCACAGUAACUACGUUGCAAUUUUAGAACGACGGAAACGCUGGUCGCUAAUUAUUCUUACUGCCAUGUGGUCCGUGGAACGAACGCCGAGGUUGACGAAAAAUAUCAAAAUAAUAGCGUGUGUUUUGAUAAUAGCCAAUAUCGUCGUUGGAGUGGUGGUUAUCUCUAUUACUGACAUAACCCCAGUACACCCUCAAACACAGAACAUACAGACAAGGCUGAAAGAGAUCUGCAAUAGAUUGUUAAAAAACCUGGACUUUGCAAAUGAACCAUUCGAAGAGACCAAUGGGGGUGGUGCACCUGACCUACAGCUCCUGAAUCUCCUAAAGCCAGUUGUGCAUUUCUCUGGUCUCGACUUCGACCUACCAGAAGGAGAAAUGCACUCGACCACGCUCCGAAACUGGGCCAACCCUGAUGGUUCUGACAGAAAGCUCCUGUACAACGGGAUGAGUUACGAGAACGGCUCCAUCACAGUACCAGCAGCAGGAGUGUACCACAUCACAAGUCACGUCAAGUUCUACGUCAAGGACAACAGGAGGGACAAAAAGCCACUCCAAACAUUCCAGCACCAGGUUGUCCGCUAUAGCGCCUCCAGCCAGACACAGGUCGUGUUGUUUGAGAAUGCCGUGACUGAGUGUAAAGAGGGCAUCAACGACGGAGCUCACCUGGAGUACCCGAGUGAUGCUGAUGGACUGGCUCAGUUAGAUGCUGGAGAUAAUGUCAUAGUGAGGGUGUCUCAUUUCGAUCUCCUGCAACAUGAUAGAGACUGGCACUUUGCUGACAUGUAUCUUGUUUAACAUGUUUAUAGAACUUACCUGGGAAUGGUUUCUGAUUAUACAGGGUAUAAGGAUCCUGGACUCAUUUCCUUUCGGGAAACCUAUGAUCUCCGUUUUCUACGUUUUCCAGCACUAUACCAGUGCCCGUGGGUUUGACCAACAUGGUAAAGGUAUAAGAUCUGCAUCGUUUCCUCCCACAUUUAGCUGACACGCCGUAAUAACGAGAAUACUGUUCAAAGCGGCGUUAAUACCAACUCUCUCAGUGAUAAAGAAAAAUGUUAACUGUUAGUUGCUUAUUGUUUACAUUCAUACGCGGGGCGGUCGGGUAGCCUAGUGGUUAAAGCGUUCGCUCGUCACGCCGAAGACCCGGGUUCGAUUUCCGACAUGGGUACAAUGUGUGAAGCCCAUUUCUGGUGUCCCCCGCCGUGAUAUUGCUGGAAUAUUGCUAAAUUCAUACUCACUCACUCGCUCACUCACAUUCAUAUGCUUUUUGGUUCUGGUUUAGUUUGUUGUUUAACGCCGCACUAGCAAUAUUCCAGCCAUAUGACGGCGGUCUGUAAAUAAUCGAGUCUGGACCAGACAAUCCAGUGAUUAAUAUCAUGAGCAUCCAUCCACGCAAUUGGG
Haliotis rufescens (red abalone) is the source of this 1460-nucleotide messenger RNA. RefSeq lists its product as uncharacterized. The record is from RefSeq and is a predicted model, not a curated record. The transcript has 5 exons. NCBI's taxonomy places the organism in Eukaryota, Metazoa, Mollusca, Gastropoda, Lepetellida, Haliotidae. The coding region runs from base 126 to 857 and encodes 243 amino acids. Gene Ontology annotation, biological process: immune response. Gene Ontology annotation, molecular function: tumor necrosis factor receptor binding. Gene Ontology annotation, cellular component: membrane.